Pelobates cultripes (western spadefoot toad) is the source of this 216-nucleotide messenger RNA. The record is from the annotation of a GenBank genome assembly. NCBI's taxonomy places the organism in Eukaryota, Metazoa, Chordata, Amphibia, Anura, Pelobatidae.
AGGGGACCAGUGGAGACGCAACAGCAACACUGACGUCAGCAGAAGAUCCAGAGCCACUGCUGCAGAAAUUCGGGCUCUCACCUCGCACACGAGCAACCGCUGCAGAGACACCAGCAGAGACACCCAAGAACAACCGAGAGCCCACAACCAGCAGCACCCUUGAGUCUCAGCAGAGGUUUAAUUCAUCGACCAAGCAGGCGCAACCCACACUGAGAG